CUGGGUCUGGGCACGUGUCUGGGCAUUGCGUGUGGCAUGCCGGGUCUUGAUGAGUGUUGCUAUAUAUUGUGUUUUACGAUGUGUUGAGUCUUGGUAUGUGUUGGUCUUGGUAUGUGUUGGUCUUGGUUUUGUUGAGUCUUACUAUAUAUUGAGAAACCGAGUCUAGUCAUAUGUCAAAUCUUACCAUAUACUGAGUCUUACUGUAUGUUAGGUCUUGGUAGGUGUCGUCUUUUGGAUCUGAUGAGUCUUACUAUACGUUUAGUCGUACUAUAUUCUGAUAUUCUGAGUCUUACUAUAUGUUAAGCCUUAGGAUUUGUCGAGUCUUAGUAUAUGCUAGAUGUGUCGAAUCUUAGUAUAUGUUUAGUCGUACUAUAUACUGAGGAACUGAGACUUGGCAUGUCAAAUCUUACCAUAUACUGAGUCUUCUAUAUACCGAGUCUUACUAUAUACUGAGUCUUACUAUAUGUCUAGUCUUACUAUAUGUCUAGUCAUACUAUAUGCUGAGUCUUACUUUGUGUUGAGUCUUGCUUUGUCUCGGUGCUUACUAUUUAUUAAGAGUCUACUAUAUGUUAAGUCUUACAAUGUUGAAGCUUACUUUAUAUUUGGUCUUACUAUGUGAUUUGUCG
Messenger RNA from Metschnikowia bicuspidata var. bicuspidata NRRL YB-4993, 626 nucleotides. RefSeq lists its product as uncharacterized. Lineage: Eukaryota; Fungi; Ascomycota; Pichiomycetes; Serinales; Metschnikowiaceae. Bases 464 to 619 code for a protein of 51 amino acids. The transcript has a single exon. The record is from RefSeq and is a predicted model, not a curated record.